AUGCCAAAAGGUCAGCCCCUGCUGCCUGGCAACAGCACCAUGCACCAGCUGGAGCUCAUCAGUGUGCUCAUGAACCCAUCAGUUGAUGAUGUCACUGCAAUUGAGAGUCCCUAUGCCAAGCAAAGUAUGAGCAAUGCACUGGGCUGGAGGACCUACACCCAUGGCUGGUGCAUGGUGUGCCUGGUGAUGUGA
Messenger RNA from Acanthamoeba castellanii str. Neff, 192 nucleotides. RefSeq lists its product as uncharacterized. The transcript has 3 exons. The record is from RefSeq and is a predicted model, not a curated record. Bases 1 to 192 code for a protein of 63 amino acids. Lineage: Eukaryota; Discosea; Longamoebia; Acanthamoebidae.